Messenger RNA from Entamoeba dispar SAW760, 4959 nucleotides. RefSeq lists its product as uncharacterized. Gene Ontology annotation, cellular component: cytoplasm. Gene Ontology annotation, molecular function: protein binding. The transcript has a single exon. The record is from RefSeq and is a predicted model, not a curated record. NCBI's taxonomy places the organism in Eukaryota, Evosea, Mastigamoebida, Endamoebidae. Bases 1 to 4959 code for a protein of 1652 amino acids.
AUGGGUGAUUGUGUUGGUAUUGAUAACCAACAAUUUGUCGAGAUUUUUGAAAAGGAAUUAAUUAAGUUUAAAGAACAAAUUGAAGAAGGAAAGAAAAAAGGAAGAAUAGAAUUAAAUCCAGCUACUGUUCAAUUAUUUAAUGGAUUAACUAAUCCAUCUUAUGGAACAAUGGACACGUUACAAAAUGAAUUUGAACAAAUUAAAAAAAUAUUAAUAAAAGGGAAUGAAGAAGAAUUAGAGAGUCCAGAAAUAGUAAGAACAGAAAUACCGAUAUUACCAUUAUUUUUCCUUCAAUACUGUGCAAUUGAAGAGCUUCAAUUUGAAAAAUUAAGAUAUCAAUUAGAAGUUAAUAAAUAUAAUAUUCCAGAAGUAUUAAUUACAUUGUCAUUAGAUAAAGUUAAAAUUGAUAAUCUUAGAGAAUUUUUAGUUAGUGGAGGAAGUGUGGUUUGGAAAAAAUUACAGUAUUUAACAAUUUCAAAUGCAGGUAUUAGAUCAAUAGAUGAUGGAUUAUUUAUUGAAGACUUUUUCCCAGAAUUAUUAUUACUUGAUCUUAGUAAUAAUGAAAUUGAAGUAUUAGAAAAUAUUGGUGAAAGACCAUUAGAACAUCUUAAGUUAAAUAAUAAUAAAAUAGCAUCAAUUAGAUUAACAGUAGUUGGUUCAAUUAGUAAAUUAGAAUUAAAUGAUAAUAAAAUAUCAAAUAUUUUACCAUUAAGUAAUUUCUAUGGAUUGGAAAGAUUAUGGUUAGCAAAUAAUCAGAUUAAGUACUUUACUGAUUUUGAGAAAGUAUUUUCUAAAAUGUAUAAUUUAAAAGAUGUUAUGUUAAAUGGAAAUUCAAUUUGUGCAGAUGAUUCUUUUAAGAUGAAUAUAUCUACUGUAAUGCCAAUUUUUCAAACAGGAAUCACUGCAGAUAUUACAUUAAAUGGAGUAAAAAUGUCUAAAGAUGAACAAAAGAAAGUGUUAAUGAGAUUAUCAUCACGUUCAUAUUAUAUGCUUGAUGAAAUUCUUGAUGAUAAUGAAAUUCAAAAAGAAAAAGAGAUUGGAAAAAAACAACAAAAAGAAAUUGAAAUGGAAAAAAGAAGACUUAGAGAAAUGAAAGCUAACUUUAAAGCAGAAAAAGAAGUUAGACUUAAAAAAGAACUUGCUAUAUGUAAUUUUUAUCGUAAUUUCUUAUUUAUGAGUAGAAAGACUGGGUUUGAACAAAUGGAAGAAAGGCAACGUGGAGAAAAUUAUUUAAAUUAUGUUAAAACUUUAAUUGAACAAAGUAGAGUAAAACAAACAUUAAGUCCAUUAGAAAUAGAAAGUGAUGAAAGUGAUGAAGAAAGUGAUAUCGAAAUUCAAGCUAUUGAAGAAAAUGCAGAUGGAACUAUUCCAGUAUUUAGAAUUGACGUUAGCAAAUGGGUAGAACAAACAUAUUUUGAUAAGCAAAUACUUUCUAUGGUUAAUGUUAUGGAAAAUGCUAAACAACGUUCAUUUAAUUUUAAAUUAUUCUUUGAAGAAGAAACAAAUCGAAUGAGAAAAAUUACUAUUGAAAUUCCUUUAAGUAGAAAAGAAUUCCCUGGAUAUUUUAAAGACGUCAUUAAUCAUUUCGAUAAACAUAAAGCAAAUUUCCAACAAAAUGAUAGAAUGAAAGAAGAAAGAUGGAAAAGAGUAUUAAAAAAGAAAGAAGAAGAAAAUAAUCUUUUAGAAGAAGAAAAAAAGAAAGUCAAUACAUUUAAAGGUGUUAGAAGAGAAAUGAAUGAUGGACAUUUAGCACAACGUAUAGACGAUGCUCAAGUUAGAGUUAAAAAUCAAUUUAUUAAAUGUGAAGGUAACGCAUCAAGAUUACUUAUUCAAAGUGAUAAAAAUACACAAAGAGCAGUAUUGAAAGAAUUAGAAAAACCAAAAGAGAAAGGAAAUUUAACACAUCAUAGAAGUGAAUUAUUUAAUAAACCAGAAAAUGUUUCUUCUAUUGAAAGAAUGAUUGAUAAACAAAUUAAAGAAAUGAAAGGAAAAGAAAAUAAAGAAAGAGUAUUUUCUAUUGGUUUGUGUAAUGAUAAUGGAACUGAAGAAGCUAAAAAGAAUAUUUUAUUAUUAAUCAAUCAAUGUAAACCAUUUGAUAUUAAAGUUGAACGUCAAAAAAUUCAAAAUUCUCGUGGUACUGCUCAUAGGCCAAGUGCUUUAAUUGGUUAUUCAAUGUUACUAAAAGACCAAAAAGAUCCCGUUUAUGCUACUCGAGCUAAGGUUGAACAAGAAGAACCAAAUUUCUUUGGAGAAAAGAAAGAAAAAGAAGAGAUUGAUGUGACAAUGGUAAAAAUGUUUGGAGUAGAAUUUCCAUUAAAGGCAAUGAGAAAGAGAAGAGGUACAAUGAGAGAAAACAGAACUAUUCCAAGAAGAACAAUUGCUUCAAAAUUUAGAAUUGGAAGACAAGCCCAAAGUGCCUUCAUGAAAGUUACCAAACCAACACGUUCAAGAAAUGAACUUGUUGAUAGUGUAUUAGCUCGAGUCUCUGAAAAUAAAGAAGGGUCUGAAAGUAAAACAAGGAUUGUUGUUGGUCGUCAAAGAAGACCAACAGAAGAAAGUAUUAAACCAAUUAUUGAUGACGGAACAUUACCUCCUGUACCUCCUAAGCCAAGAAGCGGAUUAAUGAAUGAAAGUGCCCCAAGUUCUGAAGAUAACGAAGAUAGUCCAGUUAAAAGAAGACCUGUUAUUGGUAUGACUCAACGAGGGCAAAGGAAUAGUCCCCUUGCUAUUCCUCCAGAACAAACAUUACAAAACGUCCCUGCUGUACCCAGUAAACCAUCUAGACUUCUUGGUACUGUUCAGCCUGAAGAAGUUAGUGAUAUACCACCACCUGUCCCAUCUAAACCACCUAGGUUAGAACAAAAUGAACUUCCAAAAGAACCAGAAGAAGAUAAAAAAGCAAUCAAAGAAGAAGACAAAAAAGCAAUCAAAGAAGAAGACAAAAAAGCAAUCAAAGAAGAAGAAAAAAGACAAAAAGAAGAGGAGAAACGACAAAAAGAGGAAGAGAAACGACAAAAAGAGGAAGAGAAACGACAAAAAGAAGAAGAAAAGAGAUUGAGAGAAGAAGAAAAGAGACAGAAAGAAGAAGAAGAAAAAAGACAAAAAGAGGAAGAGAAGAGACUAAGAGAAGAGGAAAAAUUAAAGAAAAAGCUUGAAGAAGAUGAACGCAAGAAAAUGAAAGAAGAAAUGAAGAAGGCCCAAAAAGAAGAAGAGCGACUCAAAAAAGAAGAAAAGAAACAAGAAAAGAAAAAUAAAAAGACCGAAGACACUAACAACAAUGAAAGUGAAGAAGAAGUUAUUCCUGGUGUUCCCUCUCAAAACUUCCCAACCCCUGCUGCUGUGGCUAAUCCUGUUGAUGGAGAAUUUAGUAGUAAAGGAAUCGUAACUCCUAAAGAGAUUUCAUUAGAUUUGAAUCAAUUAGAUUUUGUAAAACAACCAGUUCAUCAAGAUGAAGAAGACGAUGAAAUACCAACACAACCAAUUACAAGAAAAAUGGGUAAUCUUCUUGGAACCAGACAGCCUAAGAAAGAGACUCUUCCACAAGAAGAACCAGAAGGAGAUGAAGAACCAAUUGAACCUGCAUUUGCACAUCGAGGAUUCCAAAUGGGAGUUAGAAAACCACAUGCAGUACAACAAAUUCCUGUCAAUAUUUCAUCAUACACUCCAGAUCAAUACCAAGAAGAAACACCAGAAGCUACUACUACAACUGAAGAAACCAAUGAAGCACCACCAGUUCCAGCACCAAGGAGGGGAUUAAUGCUUGGCAGAAGAAGUAUAAACGAAACAAGCAGCGAAGAACCAAGUCAAGAAGAAUUACCACCACCAGUACCAGAAAAAACAUACAUAGAACAAGAAGAGAUUUGCGAAGCACCACCAGUUCCAGCACCUAGGAGAGGAUUAACUCUUGGAAGAAAAUCUGUUACAAAUAUUCCCAGUGAAGAGCACCAACAAGAACAACCAAUCCCACCACCUCCUCCAGAAAGAGUCUACAAGGAGACACAACAGACUAAUACUGAACAAGAAGAUGAGUUAAAUGAAGUACCACCAGUUCCAGCACCAAGAAAUGGAUUGGCUCAUGUCAGACAAAGUACUGUAGAAGAACAGCCCAAACAAAAAGAGCCAUCCCCUCAGCCAUCGGUUACAGAGCCACCUGUACCAGCUGCUGUGGCCAAUCCAAUAGACAAUGCCUCAACUGGUCCAAUUAUCACUCCUAAAGAGAUUUCAUUAGAUUUGAAUCAAUUAGAUUUUGUAAAACAACCAGUUCAUCAAGAUGAAGAAGACGAUGAAAUACCAACACAACCAAUUACAAGAAAAAUGGGUAAUCUUCUUGGAACCAGACAGCCUAAGAAAGAGGUCCGUCAACAAGAAGAACCAGAAGGAGAUGAAGAACCAAUUGAACCUGCAUUUGCACAUCGAGGAUUCCAAAUGGGAGUUAGAAAACCACAUGCAGUACAACAAAUUCCUGUCAAUAUUUCAUCAUACACUCCAGAUCAAUACCAAGAAGAAACACCAGAAGCUACUACUACAACUGAAGAAACCAAUGAAGCACCACCAGUUCCAGCACCAAGGAGGGGAUUAAUGCUUGGCAGAAGAAGUGUACAACAAACAACAAGUUCAGAAGAAGGUUUUGUUGAUAACCAAUAUUCUAAUGCCUCUGAACAAACAGACGAACAAGAAGAGAUUUGCGAAGCACCACCAGUUCCAGCACCUAGGAGAGGGUUAGUGUUGGGUAGACGUUCAUCAAGUAUUUCAAGUGAAGAACAUUCAUUUGGACAAGGUUAUGAAAAAACUAAUGAAGAGCAAUAUCCAAAUACUGAAGGAGCCAUUCAACAAGAAGUUCCUGAACAGUUUCAAGAAGAACAACCAGCAGAACAAAAUCAACAACCCCAAAGACAAGGAAGAAUAAGUAUUGGAAGGAAAGGAGGGAGAAACUCAUUCAGUCGAAGAGGUAGAGGAUAA